Lineus longissimus is the source of this 10510-nucleotide messenger RNA. RefSeq names its product kinesin heavy chain-like. Gene Ontology annotation, cellular component: microtubule. The transcript has 24 exons. The record is from RefSeq and is a predicted model, not a curated record. Gene Ontology annotation, biological process: microtubule-based movement; mitotic cell cycle. Bases 258 to 3353 code for a protein of 1031 amino acids. NCBI's taxonomy places the organism in Eukaryota, Metazoa, Nemertea, Pilidiophora, Heteronemertea, Lineidae. Gene Ontology annotation, molecular function: microtubule motor activity; microtubule binding; ATP binding.
AUCGCUGGGUGAAUUUUGAUGGAGUUGUUCGGAGUUUCUUCAAAUUAUCAUCAUUAUUUCAUCAAUCUGUGUCAUAAUUCCUAAUCUACCCUGCUCAGUGCAUAGAGGAAUAUCUAUUUAAUCCAAUUAAUUAAUAUCAGUCCACUGAAACUUAUCGAAAUGGAAAGAAAAUCGCUUUGAUGACGGCGAAUUUCCGUCAAUGAUUCGACUGAUUCAGAUUUGUGUGUGAAAAGUCCAGCCCUAAAAUAAAAACAGACAUGGCCGAUCCACUUCCAAAAGAACCGGCCGCGGAGUGCAAUAUUAAAGUGGUGUGUCGUGUGCGACCACUUAAUGAGACUGAAGAGAAGGCCGGCAGUAAAUUCGUCUUAAAAUUCCCCACAGAUGAUUCGAUAAACAUUGGUGGUAAAAUGUACCUGUUCGACCGGGUGUUGAAGCCGACAGUCACCCAGGAAUAUGUAUACGAACAGUGUGCGAAACCAAUUGUGGCAGAUGUGCUCGGCGGUUACAAUGGAACCAUCUUCGCCUAUGGUCAGACGUCCAGCGGUAAAACACAUACCAUGGAGGGACCACUUACUAGUUUUACUAAUGAGCAUGGAGUUAUCGGUAAUUCGGGUCUGCAGGGUAUCAUUCCCAGGAUCGUCGCCGAUAUCUUCGGCUAUAUCUAUCAAAUGGACGAAAACUUAGAGUUCCAUAUAAAGGUGUCCUAUUUUGAAAUUUAUCUAGACAAGAUAAGAGAUCUCUUGGAUGUAACUAAGACCAAUUUGGCGGUGCAUGAAGAUAAAAACCGAGUACCGUAUGUCAAGGGUGCGACCGAGCGUUUUGUAUCUAGUCCAGAGGAGGUUAUGGAAGUCAUCGACGAGGGGAAGUCAAACCGCCAUGUAGCCGUUACAAAUAUGAAUGAGCACAGCUCGCGUAGUCACAGCGUCUUCCUGAUCAACGUCAAGCAGGAGAACAUCGAAACGCAAAAAAAGCUGAGCGGCAAGUUGUACCUGGUUGAUUUAGCCGGUAGCGAGAGGUUGUCCAAGACAGGUGCCGAGGGCGCCGUACUCGACGAGGCCAAGAACAUCAACAAGUCCCUGUCGGCUUUAGGAAACGUUAUCGCAGCGCUUGCGGAUGGAGUUAAAUCUCAUGUGCCGUAUCGUGACAGCAAACUGACGAGAAUUUUACAAGAGAGUUUGGGAGGCAACGCUCGUACGACAAUGGUGAUCUGUUGCUCACCGGCAUCUUAUAACGAAUCUGAAACUAAGUCAACGUUAUUGUUUGGUCAGAGGGCCAAGACAAUCAAGAACAGCGUGUCGGUGAACGAGGAAUUGACGGCCGAAGAGUGGAAGAAACGAUACGAGAAGGAGAAGGACAAGAACGGUCGAUUAAAGGCCAUCUUACUGAAAUACGAGGCGGAGUUGAACAGGUGGCGUGCUGGCGACGCCGUGCCAUCGGACGAGCAGGCGAGUGCUGCUGCCGCUUCGGCUGCUGCAGCCGAUGCCCCUGCCCCCACGCUACAGCUGCCGCCUAGUUUGACCGCUUCCACGACGACCAUCUCGGAGGAAGAGAAGGCUGAGUUUGAGAAGGAACGCCAAGCGAUGUAUCUGCAGCUCGAUGAAAAGGAUGAGGAGAUCAACAGCCAGUGCCAACUGAUCGAACGUCUGAAGGAACAGAUGCUGGAGCAGGAAGAUCUCCUGUCCACCAGACGGCGUGACUUCGAGAACGUUCAGAUGGAGAUGGCGCGUAUGCAGGCCGAGAACGACUCCGCCAAGGAUGAAGUGAAGGAGGUCCUGCAGGCACUCGAGGAGCUCGCCAUGAACUACGACCAAAAGGCCCAGGAGGUCGACACCAAGAAUAAGGAGAAUGACACACUUUCUGAUCAACUUAGCCACAAAUUGGGUCUCCUGAACUCAGUUGAAAGUGAGCUGCAGUCUCUGAGAGAGAGCAGCUCCAACCAGAAGAAGCGUCUUGCCGACAUGAUGGUCACUCUCCUGAAGGAUCUCGGCGACAUCGGGACGGUCAUCGCAGGCCAGAACUCCGAUCUCAAACACCUCGGCGGCUCCACCACGGAGAAGGUCGAGGAGGAGUUCACCGUGGCGCGUCUGUACGUCAGUAAGAUGAAGUCGGAGGUGAAGACCCUCGUGCAGCGAUGCGAGCAGCUUGAGACGUUUCAGACGGAGAAUAACAAGAAGUUGGGCGAGAGAGAGAAGGAGUUGUCCGAAGUGAGGCUUCUCUCUCAGCAGUAUGAGGCUAAGAUUCGCUCGCUGAAUGAUUCUCUGCGAGACGUGGAGACCAAGAAGAGGACCCUUGAGGAAUCGAUUGAUACCCUGAAUGAGGAGUGUGCCCGGCUAAGGGCUCAAGAGCAACUGCACCUGACCACGCUCUCCGAGCGAGAGAAGGAGACGUCGGACAAGAUCCAUUCGGCCAACGCGCUCCGGGACGCCAUCGAAGGUGAGAUGACGGGCCACAGGGAUCAGCACCAGAAGCAGGUCAACGCUCUCCGCGACGAAAUCAACGAGAAGCAGAGCAAGAUUGAUGAACUGAAGGAUCAGACGCAGAAGGUUGCCCUGGCGCAGGAGAACCUCCAGUCCGAGUAUGACAAACUCAAGCAAGAGGAGGAGCAGAAGUCGGCGCGGCUCCAGGAACUCUCGCUGCAGAUCGACAGACGUGAACAGGCCAAGCAAGACCUCAAGGGUCUCGAGGAAACUGUGGCCAAGGAACUACAGACGCUCCACAACCUUAGGAAACUCUUUGUUCAGGACUUACAGUCUCGAGUCAAGAAGUCGGCCAAUAAGAAUGAAGAUGAGGAGACCGAGACUGGUGGCAGCGCGGCUCAGAAGCAGAAGAUCUCAUUCCUGGAGAAUAACCUUGAUCAACUGACCAAAGUUCACAAACAGCUUGUACGUGACAACGCCGACCUGCGCUGUGAGCUGCCCAAGCUUGAGAAACGCCUCCGCGCCACGAUGGAGCGUGUCAAGUCGCUGGAGACUGCCCUGAAGGAAGCCAAGGAGGGAGCCAUGAGGGAUAGGAAAAGUAUGAAUGGAACUGCCAAUAGUACAAAAAAUGGAUAUUUACAAAUCUACUCGGUAUAUCAACACGAGGUUGACCGAAUCAAGGAGGCUGUCCGCCAAAAGAAUCUCGCCCGGCGUGGCCAUGCCGCACAAAUUGCCAAGCCUAUCCGCGCCGGUCACCAUCCGGCAGCCCAUACUGCGCCGGUGGCAAUCCGGGGAGGCAGUGGAACCGCGCAGAACGGGACACAAAACAACUUUAGUCAGCGCUCUGACGGCCCACCAGUCAGAAGACUUCCCACGACCCCUACAGAUGGAUGUGAAUCUGCUGACUCGAUGGACUCGAUCGGGUGGAUGUUGUAGGUAAAUCAUAGAUGACGCCACCGUGAUUUUCACAGACGUCGAUGGUAAAUCAUGACAUUAUAUCGCGAUCAUCUUGUCAUCAAUUAUGGAGUGUUCAUCAUGGAGAACGUCGCAUUUUCAAUAUCGGUCGGUUGAAAACGUCCACCUUUGGUCCCAUUGGCCAAAGCUGCCCCACGUGGAGGAAUUUUUCGGCAAUUGAGACCAUGAGAAGUAGCUCAUCUAUGGAAAGUCUUGAUUUUGUUGUCGCAUUUUUCAUCUUGAGAGGUCAGGAAGUUGUUCGACCCACAUUGGCUGAGCUACCCAUAGCCAACGCUUUAGACUGAUUCCACUGCAGUGGCAAACCGCUCUUGUGGAAUCAGGCCUCAACCGAUUUGUCCACAGAUUAAGGUCAAAAGAACUUCGCGUCAUGGCCAUAUUCAUCUUUUAAUAGGAUAACGUGAUAUAUGUAGCUUUCAGUUGUAAAUUGCGGGUUGCAAGUUUGACCAUUUUCAGUUUGUGCAUUUCAAAAUUUGGCAAAGAAAGGUGUUGUACAAAUUCGUUAUAGGGUUAGAAUCACAGGACUAAUUGGCUUAUUGUAUAAUCAGUAUAGAGCUGUGUAUAUUCAAAUUGUGGCUUCUAGCAGUUCUACUGUGUUACUAAAAAUAGGUCUCAGAUACCCCGUACUGUGAAUCCGCUUAUUUUCGCGGCCCCAUAUAUUUGCGAAAGCAUCCUUUUCGGAUUUUGCACCAAGUCAUUUCUGUGAAUUUGUCCAUUUUCCAAUGAUAAAACCAUCAAGUUAAACAUUUUGUAACCCCUCUCGCGAACAUAUCAGGCUCGCGAAAAUAAUGGGUUCACAGUAUCAUGCAUAUAUUGUUAGAGUGCUAAACCUAGUUGUUUAGAAUAGGCUUUGUGCCAGGCCUGCUAGGAAGUUUUUAGUGAGGUGGUCAUGCCUCUUGGGUCCUUGGAGUCCAUGUCAGGAAUGGGGAGACACAACCAACACUCUCAACCCUCGAUAAAUUUGUCCUGUUUCCAGAAAAGAGAGCUGGGGAAGCAUCCAAAUGUAUCAUAAGUCCUUUGAAGCUAGUCACAGCCUUCUGUUGUCAUAAUAGGAGUUGUCUUUCUCACCAGGGGGCGUGACUUUAGGGACGAAAUUAGCAUUGUCUUGAUAUUCAUGAUGCUUAAUUAUGCAAAGGUAGCGAUAUAACUGUUGUCUCAAUUUCGUAUGACAUGUUCUAAAGUGUUAAAAAUACGCUGCAAAUAUGACGCUUGGUGUCUUAUACAAUGAAAUAGUGUUACUUCCAUGGAAUGACUGGUCGCGUUGAUGUCAUUGGUUGCGUUAUGUCAUGACCUGUAACAAACAUGCGUCGAUGCUUUCUUCUUGAUAUUUUCUUGAAAUUUCUUCCUCGUAACCGUGACGACGACGCUGAUGACGCUUGUCUCCUCGAACGCCAAGUCUCGAGCAACAUCAACAUACUUCAGAUCAUUUCCACGAAAGUGGCGGCAGAUUUUGCCCGAGGAGCGUAUUCUAAUUGCCAAUCAGCACGUCAGCAUCAAAAGUUCAUCUAAAAUUUCUGUGCAAAAAUUAGCGGUAUAGUUAAUUGCCUGACAAAGCGUGUGUCUUCUUCGUCAUUACAACUUGGAAUUGAAUUUCCGGCUGAAUUUCCCCAAGGUGUAUCCAUUAAAGCGUGUUGCAAACGUCCAAUUUCAAUCGCUGCAACCUGCGAUUACGAUCGUGUGCAACUAAAAUUGCUUGUGUACGUUGGUCUUCGCCGGCAGGUGCUGGCAUUUGCAGCAACUUGCAAUCUGUAUCGAACCCAGCGGUUAACGGUUUUCCCAGCAGACAAAAGAUAUUUUUGUUGCACAUAGUUGUGAUUAUAAUUGCGUGUCGCAGUGAUUAAAGUCCUCUUGUUUGCACUGCGCUUUAUUUAACUUGUGUAGCUUGGUGUUUGGUGUUGCUUUAACUGCCUAGUUGGAUGAAAAACUUGAGUGACUGUAAAACCAUAGGAGUCAAGAUGGGCUAGCCUAACCCCCAAGCACAAUCAUUCCAACAUCAGCAGCCUAUAGACAAUGCUUUAUUGAGAGUCCGGAAUAUGUCAUUUAGAGUAGGACUAAGGAGCCAUCUUUUCCUUCUCAACAAACGUCACUCAGUACGGUGCGUUAGAUUAAGCAUAGGGGGCGUUGAUGGUUGGCAUAUCAGAAACUGUGUCGUUCUCAGCUAUUUUAGUCUCCAAACAUACAAUCUCAUGAAAUUGAUUGUGCAUGUACAAUAAGAUCAAAUGUCAACAGGUUAAAAUUGAGUUGAAUGUCACUGGUUAUCGAACGGCUAAAUUAUUCGAAUGAUGUUUUAAAAUAGAUGAAACUGUUGCCGUCGGCCAGUUAAUGCAUAAUGAAGCGUGUUCAGGUUUUCAAUGGAUAGGUUUUCCCCUAUGCAGUGAUGUAGGUGUUUGAACUUUCGAGAAACCUUGCUCUGAGAGUAAGGUCGGUGAUGCUGCACCAAUGUGUCUGUGUUACUUCAAGUUGACUGUGCAUUUUUCACCCUUAAAGGUCAACUCCAUUUUUUUCAAAAAUUGUGAAAUUGAACUUGAAUUGAAAGCGUCCAAUUGUGUAAAUCCAUACUGAUGUAACCUUCUCCAGUGCCAUUGUAUAGAGGUUCUUCACAGGACGUUUUGACGGCCAUCUGCCAAUGCAAUUCCUUUACGUCGUGACCACAUGUGACGGCCAAUAUGGCAGUGCAAAACAAUUGGCAACGUCCUCAUGUGACGUCAGUGAAGAACCUCUAUAGACGGAUAUACAAAUAUUAUGAAUGCCAAAUUUCAGCAAAUUUGCCUGCAUAAUUACUGAAAUAUGGUAAUGUUCAUUUCUGUUUACCUUGGCAGAGGAAAGCCACAGGAAAAUAAAAUGAAAAUAAACGAUGAAGGCCUGACAUUUGGGUUUCUGUAGGAAAUUACAAUAACGUCAAACUUACACCAAAAAAAAGUUUGAUGAUGACAGAUGACACCAAUGGUAUGAUCACAAUGAGCUGAUUGACACCCCGCCCUUUCCAAUUAAUGGUCAUGACCGAAGCUUUUGCCAGUUCUCAAGUUUAGGAUUCGUGUGUGCUGCAUUUAGUAAUAGACGUCAUCAAAGGUACAUGAUGUAAUAUAAGACUUGAUCUAAGACAGACAUGUGGUCAGCCUUUCGAACCUGAGUGACAAAAUAGGACAAAUCGCUACCAAAUCCCUCGGGGGUCAAAGGUGACAAAGGAACACGUUACCAUGACAACUGUUGGCUGAUGACGUCUGCUUUUGUCUUUGAUAUGAUUAACUUGUGAAGUUCUCGUCAUCUCGACAGCGUACUUGUCCCUCUGAUCUAAUUGGCUCGUUCCUUUGGAUUAAAUGCUUGUGCGUUCGGUCCCUUGAUGUGAAAAGUUUGAAACUAGGCUUAAUUGUUAAGGAACCUACGUGAGGUAAUGAUGAGGCAAUCACAAUUGCCUUUUGAUGGUAUAGGAACCAAUGUGAGGCAGUGAUAGGUAAUGAUAAGGCAACAUAAAGGCAAUUACAAUUGCCUCCCAAUGGUAAGGCAGGCUAUGUUAGAGAGUCAAUGAUGAAAAAUAGGAGCCCCGCAGGAAAUCGGUCUAAGUGUAAUGAGUUUCCAGUGUUCCUAGUGACCCCCUGGGGGAGUUUGGUACCACGUUAAUGGGUUAUUUUGAGAAUACUCUAGAAUUCCUCUCCGUCAUGCUGGGUCGUGUGUUGAUCUAUACUUUGACCGCCUUUGAUCAAACAGGUCCCGCCAGUUGAAUGUUUAUAAUUCAUGUUUCUCAUAGUUGGGGCCAUUUUUUGUGCCAGACUUCACCGUUUAUCCUUUAUUUUGAUUAUUGUACGUUUUAUUAUUUGCAAGUUUAAAAACGAUGUCACUCCAUAAUUUGUAUAUUGACGAUUAGAGCUCCCUCUUGCAAGCCUUACCCUUGAAGGGUCACAGUGCUAGAAAUGGUUUAUCGGGAUGUCGUGAUUAUGUGGCUGUUGCAGACUUUGCCUGCUGGAUCGAUGAACGAACACACACUGUAAUCUGGUUAAUAUUUGCGGGCGUCUGGGAUCAUUGUCAGGACGUUAAACGUUCAUGACCAACAGUUUCAACCAUUCUAUUAACCCGCCACAGAGCUUUUCCAAUAGAUGGUGCUGUGAAAGAGUACAUUGCUCCACCAACGCUCCAAUUUCAUAGAUUCAUUCAUCGAUGUAUUAUUUGAAUCGCUUCUGGUGGUUGUAUAUAGGUUCUUAGAGCAGGACAUUAUCAGUGCAUUGUUUCACACCUAGGUGGCACCAGCAGUGGUUUGACGCUUUGUAGUUAUGUAACCUAUUGUGGCGAACGUUAAUUUAUUUCUCUCAGGAGUCGGAGAUGCAUUUUUAGGCUAGACUCCCAACCCGCUCAAUUCGCAUCAAACUGGACGGAGACUUUUCAUACAGAGUUAGAAUUUUCGGGACAUGUUAGUCUGGCAUUUUUUCGUUUGCGAAUAAGUCAGCCUGUUGCGAAUAGAGUGGUUUGGGGGCGCUGGUGAUAACGCUCCAAUCUUGUUUUGGCGAUGGUUUAUUUACAAAUGCCUCGGUGUAGUGUGUAUAGUCGCGUAGUAAGGCAGUUAGCCGCCGAAAUGGAUUAUGUGGUAUAUGUAUAAAUAGUCACAUGAUACUAAUUAUAAUGAUGUUGACGACUUGUGCCAACUAUUAAUGGCCUCGUCGAUGCUUGUGGUCGUGUCAAUACAUUCGUGUGUUAGCUUGACUGUCACUUUCGCAAUGUCGAUAAUUCAUAAUCAGCGCAGUGCCAAAAAUUUUUAUCUAGCCCUAUUGCAUUCCCCAAAAAGGAAAACAGCAUACUUAUCUUAAUUCCCAACAUUGUCACCCAUGAAGUUAUACCCCCCCACCCCCCCCCCUUGCACGAAUCGAUAAAUUUUUUUGGCACCUGUGCAGAUUAUGAAUAGUAGAUGAACCUUUCAUAGCGAGCGUCUAUUAAGCCUUGGUGACAGUCACUUCACAAUACAAGAAUUGCUUGUAACAUUUUUGGAUGUAAAUUACCAUUCAUGAGGAUAUCUGCUUGUAUUAUACCUUGGGAACUCGGAUUCAACUUGACUUUUUGCAUGGGCAGGUUGUGCAAGUACAGUGGUGGGCCCCCAAAAAUCUUCAAAUUGGAUAAUUAGCACCGACUUCAGAACGCGGGAACAAAAUAGAUUUUUGGGGGAACUACUGUAAUGUAUCAAUUAAGUUGCCUUCAGGGAUGAAAUCUGGAAGGAGAAAGGCUCCGUGGUGCCAGCAGACCUGUUGUCUGUUGGCUUGGGCCGGCCGUUAACAUAUCAGGGGAUGUUCGCAGGAUUCUUUAAGCUCGGCCAGGUCGUGGCAUUUUCCUCGACAUGUAAAUUCACUGAAUCUCUCUUGUGGUGCAAGUGUACUGUCAUGACUGCUCUCGUUGGAGCGCAUCUUGGAUAAGGUGACUCUAAAAUCAUUUGGUAAAUGAGCUUUUCUGCAUCGUUCCCAUUAGUGUCAAUAUCAGAGCUGAAAGUGUUAAUAUGGCUUGGAGAGGACGACUUGAAAUUGUGUGUAUAGAUGUUUUUGCUUUUAUCAUCACGAUCAUUGACAAAUAUGAAUGUUCAAGUUGGAAAAAAAAUAGAAAAAUUUAAGCUAGGAAAUCUUUUGUACUUUUGUCACUUCGGUCUUUAGGGAAAAUUCUUUCCUGGCUUCACCUUAUCAUAACUGGACAGACAUGUACAUUUACGUGUACAUUGUACAUCCUUGUUUCGUAGGACACAACGUAGACGGAACUAUAACAUAGAUAUUUCAUGUCGAUUCCACUUUAUUUGUGCCCAAUAUUAUUAUAUUCACAUACAUUUCACAUACAUGUUAGGAGAUGAAAACUGAUUGUCUGUAAGCACUACUGGUAUCAAAAAUAGAACAAGUGAGCAGCUAAAAAGCUUGCCUAUCCAUAAUAUUGCUUGCUCGUCCCUUAUCAGUACUAAAUGUCUUUUGUUUUGGGUCUUAUAUGUUCACAUGGAGGACUGCUCCUAUCCUCGUAACAUGGGUGUAGGCCGCAGUUACAUAGAAUAGAAUAGAGUAUUUAUUGCAAUUCCUAAUCACAGACAGGGAUAGAUCCAGGAGCCAGAAAAAGAGGGGGUGUGCACUGCACUUCUCAUUAAAUUUUUUGAUGUGAUCCAAAAUUCCAAAAUAUAAUGGUGAUAUUCAAAGGAGGGGGCGUGCAUCUGGUGCACCCCUCCCCUCUGGAUACGGCCGGCUCUUCUUGAAGGCAUCUCCCAAUGUGUAGCAGGUAGACAUUGACUUUCUAUACUGCAGCGUAAUUGGCAUUUCCUCAUUAUAACUUUAGUUGGGGUAUUACUGAGUUGUCAAGGACUAAGGUUACAUCAGUCUACACCCAAGGGAAGCCUCAAAUGCGAGUUUACAGUACACCUGUGAAGAAGCAGUGCUACACUCUAUAAAGUCAUGACUGCUCCUGACUGGUUUUACAGUAGUGUUACACUCACAAAUUUCUUGACUGCUCCUGACUUACUUUACAGUAAAAGAUUACUUGUUGUUAGCUUAUGCCGCGGAUGUGUAAAAAAGUAAUAUGACCACAGAAUUGUAUAACUAGUGAGGUAAAAUUGUUUGGGAGUUUGUUAUUUGGUAAGAAAUUGUGAUUGGUCAUUCACAUGAAAGGAUGCAGUCGAUGAUACAUUUAUUUGCCUAAUUGUAGCGGGAUGUUGUUAUCUAAAUAUGUAGCAUCAGGUCCAAUCAUUUGGUAACUUUGCAAAAAUAUUUCAGUUUCAGUACCGGUACUCUUUAGUACUCCAAUACCACUAUCAUCAGUUGAUACCAGUGUAUGUAGUAUGUAGUAUGCAGCACUUUAUUUGGGUUGGUUUCUCACGCUGAUUUCAAGAAUGUAAGACAAGUUCCUCAUUUGAUUCAAUUACUGACUUCUAGUCACAGGUUAACAGUUCGGAAGGGGAUCGUUUUCCAUACUUCAAUUUGAUGGAUGGUAAAUUGUCCCCUUCCUGACUGGUUUAGGCGAUAUUGUAGGAUACAAUGCAUGGAUUAUUGUAGUAUCUUGACUUGUACAACUGUAUUCACUAGAAAAAUCAUAACUUUAAUAACAUUGGGCACUGAAUUCGAGUCCUAAUUGUCAUCAGUAAUUGUCAUUAUGAAAUAAAGUUAUGCUGCUUCAUUAAA